AUAUUCUUUUAUUCAUUCUCUCUACAAUAACUUCAAACAAAAAGGAGUAUGAAUCUAAUGACACUUUGGCUGGAUCCUGACGUGGUUGGUUUCAUAUCAGCUACCUUUACCAUCUGCCUCUCCUCAACUGGGAUAUGGACCUGUUGGUGUAUAAUUUCAGAGAAAAGUGUUGGGACUCGUAGCUAUCUGCCAUUUCUCGCUGGAGCUCUUAUGUCCUCCCUCUGGUUGCUCUAUGGUAUUGUAGUGAAUGAUAAUCCAAUGAUAUUUGUUAAUUUCAUUGGUUCAGUCCUUCAGUCAAUAUAUUUUAUCAUAUUCUACCUAUUCACUAAUGAUAAA
Amphimedon queenslandica is the source of this 336-nucleotide messenger RNA. Its product is annotated as sugar transporter SWEET1-like. The transcript is spliced from 3 exons. Gene Ontology annotation, molecular function: sugar transmembrane transporter activity. Gene Ontology annotation, biological process: carbohydrate transport. The record is from RefSeq and is a predicted model, not a curated record. Lineage: Eukaryota; Metazoa; Porifera; Demospongiae; Haplosclerida; Niphatidae. Gene Ontology annotation, cellular component: membrane. The annotation marks the transcript as partial.